Lutra lutra (Eurasian river otter) is the source of this 3852-nucleotide messenger RNA. It is a transcript of the gene SRRM1, whose product is annotated as serine and arginine repetitive matrix 1. Gene Ontology annotation, molecular function: RNA binding. The record is from RefSeq and is a predicted model, not a curated record. Gene Ontology annotation, cellular component: spliceosomal complex. Bases 136 to 2907 code for a protein of 923 amino acids. The transcript is spliced from 18 exons. NCBI's taxonomy places the organism in Eukaryota, Metazoa, Chordata, Mammalia, Carnivora, Mustelidae. Gene Ontology annotation, biological process: regulation of mRNA splicing, via spliceosome; mRNA processing.
UCGUGUCGGCUGAAGGGGCGGGUGGAGUGCCGCGCGUUGCGUCCCGGCGCUCGGCUUUCCCUGCCGGUCCCGCCCUCCGUCGCGGCGGCGCGGUGUAUCUUGGGAUAGGGAGCGAUCUCCGAGCGAGGCAGCAAGAUGGACGCGGGAUUCUUCCGCGGAACAAGUGCAGAACAGGAUAAUCGGUUCAGCAAUAAACAGAAGAAGCUACUGAAGCAGCUGAAAUUUGCAGAAUGCCUAGAAAAAAAGGUGGACAUGAGCAAAGUAAAUUUGGAGGUUAUAAAGCCUUGGAUAACAAAACGAGUAACGGAAAUCCUUGGGUUUGAAGAUGAUGUUGUGAUUGAGUUUAUAUUCAACCAGCUGGAAGUGAAGAAUCCAGACUCCAAAAUGAUGCAAAUCAACCUGACUGGGUUUUUGAAUGGAAAAAAUGCUAGAGAAUUUAUGGGAGAACUGUGGCCCCUCCUCUUAAGUGCACAAGAAAACAUCGCUGGAAUCCCUUCUGCUUUUCUAGAACUGAAGAAAGAAGAAAUAAAACAGAGACAAAUUGAACAAGAAAAGUUGGCUUCUAUGAAAAAGCAAGAUGAAGACAAGGAUAAGAGGGAUAAGGAAGAAAAAGAAAGCAGCAGAGAAAAAAGGGAGAGGUCUCGAAGCCCAAGAAGACGCAAAUCCAGAUCUCCUUCCCCUAGAAGACGAUCUUCCCCUGUCAGGAGAGAGAGAAAGCGCAGUCAUUCUCGAUCUCCCCGUCACAGAACCAAGAGCCGGAGUCCUUCCCCUGCUCCAGAAAAGAAGGAAAAAACUCCAGAGCUCCCAGAACCAUCAGUGAAAGUAAAAGAACCUUCAGUACAAGAGGCCACUUCUACUAGUGACAUCCUGAAAGUUCCCAAACCUGAACCUGUACCAGAGCCUAAAGAACCUUCUCCAGAGAAAAAUUCCAAAAAAGAAAAGGAGAAGGAGAAGACCCGACCAAGAUCUCGGUCACGUUCCAAAUCAAGAUCCCGGACACGGUCUCGCUCUCCUUCUCAUACUCGACCUAGACGACGUCAUAGAUCCCGAUCAAGAUCAUACUCACCUAGAAGGAGGCCAAGUCCGAGAAGGCGGCCAUCUCCUCGAAGAAGAACCCCACCAAGACGAAUGCCACCUCCACCCAGGCAUAGAAGGAGUAGAUCUCCAGUGAGACGAAGAAGGCGUUCAUCAGCAUCCUUGUCUGGAAGUAGCUCAUCGUCCUCUUCGUCUCGUUCCCGGUCACCGCCAAAGAAGCCUCCUAAGAGGACAUCCAGCCCCCCUCGAAAAACUCGUAGGUUAUCUCCUUCAGCGAGUCCUCCCAGGCGAAGGCAUAGGCCAUCACCUCCAGCAACUCCACCGCCAAAAACUCGUCAUUCCCCAACACCCCAGCAGUCAAACCGUACAAGAAAAAGUCGUGUUUCUGUCUCUCCAGGGAGAACUUCAGGUAAAGUGACAAAACAUAAAGGUACUGAGAAAAGAGAGUCCCCUUCACCAGCACCUAAGCCUAGAAAAGUAGAGUUAUCUGAAUCAGAAGAAGAUAAAGGUGGCAAAAUGGCUGCGGCAGAUUCUGUGCAGCAGAGACGUCAAUACAGACGACAGAACCAGCAGUCUUCAUCUGAUUCUGGCUCCUCUUCUUCCUCAGAAGAUGAGCGACCCAAGAGGUCCCAUGUGAAGAAUGGUGAGGUAGGCAGGCGGCGGAGACAUUCUCCUUCCCGGAGUGCCUCUCCAUCACCUCGAAAGCGCCAGAAGGAGACUUCCCCUCGGAUGCAAAUGGGAAAGCGAUGGCAAUCGCCAGUGACUAAAAGUGGUAGACGGAGGAGGAGUCCCUCUCCACCACCCACCAGAAGGCGACGUUCUCCUUCUCCUGCCCCUCCUCCUCGUAGGCGCAGGUCUCCCACGCCGCCACCACGACGAAGGACUCCUUCUCCUCCACCCCGCCGGCGCUCACCUUCUCCAAGAAGAUACUCUCCUCCUAUACAGAGGAGAUACUCUCCUUCCCCGCCUCCGAAGAGAAGAACAGCUUCUCCCCCUCCCCCUCCUAAACGAAGGGCAUCACCAUCUCCACCACCAAAGCGUCGGGUCUCCCAUUCUCCACCUCCCAAACAAAGAAGCUCCCCAGUCACCAAGAGACGUUCACCUUCAUUAUCAUCAAAGCAUAGGAAAGGGUCUUCCCCGAGCCGGUCUACGCGUGAACCCCGGUCACCACAACCAAACAAAAGGCAUUCGCCCUCACCACGGCCUCGAGCUCCUCAAACCUCCUCAAGCCCUCCACCUGUUCGAAGAGGAGCGUCGUCAUCACCCCAAAGAAGGCAGUCCCCUUCUCCAAGUACUAGGCCCAUUAGGAGAGUCUCCAGGACUCCGGAACCCAAAAAGACAAAAAAGGCUGCCUCACCAAGCCCUCAGUCUGUAAGGAGGGUCUCGUCCUCCCGAUCUGUCUCAGGAUCUCCUGAGCCAGCAGCUAAAAAGCCCCCAGCACCUCAGUCUCCUGUCCAGUCCCAGUCCCCCUCAACCAACUGGUCACCAGCGGUACCGGUCAAAAAGGCUAAAAGCCCAACACCAAGCCCAUCUCCAGCGAGGAACUCAGACCCAGAAGGAGGUGGAAAGAAGAAGAAGAAAAAGAAGGACAAGAAACACAAAAAGGAUAAGAAGCACAAGAAACACAAAAAACACAAGAAGGAAAAGGCCGUGGCGGCAGCCGCAGCAGCAGCAGCAGCAGCAGCAGCUGUCACCCCUGCGGCCCCCACUGCCCCCACGACCACAUCAGCACAGGAGGAACCGGAGGCAGAGCCCGAGCCUAAGAAGGAGACCGAAAGCGAGCCUGAAGACAACCUCGACGACUUAGAAAAGCACCUGCGUGAAAAGGCGCUGAGAUCGAUGCGGAAGGCUCAAGUGUCCCCACAGUCUUAGGCGGGAAUGUGUGUCACGAUGUACAUUUUAUUUGGUUUGUACGCAAUUCAAUUUCAAAAUUGCUAAAAUGUGUUUGAGCUUUAGACUAUAACAUUUGUUGUAAUAAUUGCUAGGUUGAAGUUCACCAUGUAAAAAAAAAGGGCAUGGAUUUACAUUGCAAAAGGUGUCCACAGUGUAUUAGUGACAUUCUUUCAUUGACAGCUGACAUAAAUUCAUUUAGAGUGAAAUAUUUUAAGCCAAAAAAAAUCCCCUUUUUAAAAAAGGGGGUUUCAAUAUUGUUGGCAUUCUUAUGGUUUCUUUUUAAAGGCCUUGGCUAUUCCCAGAGGUUUUCCUUUCUUCUCAUUUUUUUUCUUUAUUUUUUUCUCAUUUGAGUCUUAGCACCCGUUUAAGUUAUGAUGCUUCCAACCUUGGAUGGUUUGCGAGCUUGCCCAGAAACAAGACCACUGUCGAACUGCCACAAAAGUAUAAAUGAAUAUUUUAAUGCCACAAUCUUUCCUGUUGCCUGUGGAGUCUCUGCUGAAACGAAUCAGGAUUUGAACUCUAGGAUGAGACCGAAAAUGAAAGCAUGUUGUUUGCCAGGACACUGUGGGUUUAUAUUGAUGUGUAACAAGUUGAUUUGGAACACUGGAAUUUCAUUCUAUUCUGUUGUGUUUUUUUUUUUUUUUUGUAAAGGCAAUUAACUAGUCCCAGGAAGGAUCCUUCAGUUAUAUAAAAGUUUGUUUUAUGAAAUGUCAUGGCUCCAUUCAUAAUUUUGUCUUGUUCUUCCAAUUGGUAUAUACAACUUUCAGAGCUCUCAUAUUUGGAAGGCUGGAAGGGCCCAGACUUUGAAAUAGUGUCUUGUUUUCACUGUUUUUGUUUUAUUUUUUGUUUUUGUUUUUUUUUUUUUUUAAACUAAAGCUAUAUAAAGCUUGUGGAUUAAACAGAAUAAAUUUCUAAAUUUAAAAA